AUGGAAAGAGGACUGUCAGGGGAACGAUAUCGUCCUCUGCAGCAGCACCAUCAACACGCCGAUGCUGUCAAACGGUUUCAAAAGAAGCAGGAUGACGUGCAAGUAGUUACCAUUGGUCAAUCAAAAGUAAUAGAAGAAGAAGCAGUCUACUAUUUAACCAAUUGUGAGCUUUUAAAUAACCACCGCCUCAAGGGGAAUGUGGUGCAUGUGGCUAUCGUUGUGAUUGCGAAAAAGGCAUGCAGUCAGCGCUCGUCCCAAGAGAGGAAAGGAGUCGUAGAGAAGGAACCACCCCUACUCAAUUCCUAA
Molecule: messenger RNA, 306 nt
Organism: Cooperia oncophora
Lineage: Eukaryota; Metazoa; Nematoda; Chromadorea; Rhabditida; Trichostrongylidae
Source: the annotation of a GenBank genome assembly